Messenger RNA from Linum trigynum, 294 nucleotides. The record is from the annotation of a GenBank genome assembly. Lineage: Eukaryota; Viridiplantae; Streptophyta; Magnoliopsida; Malpighiales; Linaceae.
AUGGGCCAUUUCAGUUGCUCUCCUGAUGUGGUUACCUUCACUUCCUUGAUUGAUGGUUAUUGUCGAAGUGGACAAGUGAACUUGGGUUUGAAGCUUUGGGAUGUGAUGAGAGAUAUAAAUAUGAUACCCAAUGCUUACACAUUGUCCAUUCCUAUUAAUGCUCUUUGCAAAGAGAAUAGACAUCAUGAGGCUCGUGGGUUUUUGAAUGAGCUGAAUUCUUAUAACAUCGUAGCACACCCAUUCAUUUAUAAUCCGGUUAUUGAUGGGUUUUGUAAGGUGGGAAAUUUGGGAUAA